Molecule: messenger RNA, 2646 nt
Organism: Miscanthus lutarioriparius
Lineage: Eukaryota; Viridiplantae; Streptophyta; Magnoliopsida; Poales; Poaceae
Source: the annotation of a GenBank genome assembly
AUGGCGGAGGCGGAGAGGCAGCUGGUCGUUGUCGUCGAGGGGACGGCAGCCUUAGGGCCCUACUGGUCCACCAUUGUGACCGACUACGUCGAGAAGAUCACGCGGUACGGCGGCGCCCCUCUUCGCUCGGGUUUAGGUGGAUCGCUGAGGGUGAAAUUGGGUGCUGGGGUUUCGUGGAUGCUUAACUGCAAUCACGGUGAGAUUUAUGUGAGGGAGCUACGGACGGAGGACCCCGACCCCGACCAGCUUCUCCCCGUCCUCGUCCCCGCGCCGAACCCAACUCCGGCCAUAUCCGCCCCAUCCCCUUCCUCCCACUGCCAUCAACCACCAGAUCCGAAUCCCCUGCCGCCCGAUCUACACAUUGAUGGGUCUCACCCACCCCCACUCCCCCAGCCCACCAUUAACGCCGGUCGGCAGUCGCCAGCUCCGUCGCCGGUGUCCUCGCCUGAAGAUAAGGACAGCCAGAUUCCGGCAAGCCCCACAGAGAUAGACCAAGAGAUUCAGGAGCAAGCCUGGGCGUUGCUACCGGACCUGGCAAGAGAUUUGUGCAAGCUCAAGAAUCCGUGCUCAGGGACAGAGGCGUGCAGUCUUGACAUCAAUCCUCGAUCCGGCCUCACCGAGAAGACUGUCAAUGAAAGCGCUCAAGCAAAAACCAAGGAGCCCCAAGAAGGUACGGCUAUUGAUUCCGGGCUCCCCAUUUCCAGAACUCCAGAGACCCAAGAACGGAAACAAGCGCAGGGCACAGCGGGCAUUCAUGGCAGCCAGGAGACGGCCAGGGGCGAGCAGACCAUCUCUUCAACGGCGUUCUCGAAGCAAUCUCCCAACCCCCGCUCGGAACCUAGCGACAUUGAAGACAAUCUCCUCCGUUGCAGGUUCCCGGCGAGCCAAAAGGGGAAACAAGUGCUGGCCACGGAUGGCAUUCAUGGCGGCCAAACUACGGGCUCCGACAGGCAGCCUACUUCUUCAGCGUCCGCAGUGAAGACAGUUCCCAGCGGCCCUUCUGAUCCGUCAGGCACGCGUCUGCAGGCUCAUCAAUUCAACACAGUUAUCAGUGAGAAGGGAUGGGAGCCGGCCAAGUCCUACCGACGGAAGCGAACAGAUUCAAAUCCGGCGACCGCUCAAACCUCGAAUCCAACAAGAGACAGGUCUGUGGGCUCAGCAUUCGUCAAGAGCAAGAUGGAAGGCAGAUGCUUUAAUUGCUUUUCACCAAAACAUAUCGCGCGCCUCUGUACCUCUUCGCCGAGAUGCUGGAAAUGUUUCCAUUCAGGACACCGUGCGGAUGGUUGCAACCCCAACCGGCAAGUUCGACAUGUUAAAAGCCUUGUCCCCAGCGAGCGUAGCAGCCAUUCAAACACCACCAAGUUCAGCUUUCCUCCAGAAUACUAUAAGUCCGCCCGGUCAAGAAGGGAUGGCGGCUGCAAGGUGGUCAAGCACUUCCCUGAGCAGUACCUCGUCAUCUUCUUCGAUCCGGCGAUCAGGCGUCAUCUGGUGAACCUGGGAGUCCUGUCAGACAGGAGCAGGGACUUCCACUUCGUCGAGUGGAGCGAGCACCGCUACGCCAACAAUGUCAGCUGGGAGUACCGCGUCAAGGUACGCAUUGAGGGCAUCCCCGUGCACUGCUGGGCGGAGGAUGUCGCUGCCAAGGCGCUGGGCAAGAGUUGUGCAGUGCACUAUGUGGAGGAGACGACCCGGCGUAGAAAGCGCACCAGGUCCUUUGAUCUUUGGGCCUGGUGCUGCGAUCCCUGCGACAUCCCGACGGAGGUUUGCUCACGGGGACUGAGCCAGACAGGGAGCUGCCACCGACCACCAUCCCGCUCCCCUUGGCGCCGCCUCACCACGACGACCCGUCGACCUCAAGCGCGGCCAUGCGGCCCUCCGAACCGUAAGGCCCGCAGAGAGUUCAUCUGGAGCUACGGGGUGCUAGACACCGAGGGCGAGCACCACCACGACAGACGUGGCAACAACCGUGGCCGCGACCUCAGGUGCCAACCACGGAGGGAUGAUGACGACUAUGAUUACAGGCGCCACCAUGGCACUCGACGCCAUCGCAGCCUCUCAAGCUGGGCCAGGAACGCACGCUGCAGGGGUGGAGUUGAAGACUGCAUCAGUUCGAACAGAUGGCGUGGCCGCAGAGAGUCUCCCCCGCGCAGAAGCAGGGUGGCUCAAGAACACUAUAAGGCUCCAACUCAGGUAUGGAUGGUGAAGGCACGCAAAGUGAAGAAAGUCAAGAGGGUGUCCUUUGCAAAUCCAAUAGCAUCGGAGCUGAAGCCCCCCAAGAGGUCUAUUCCUGAUGAUAGCAUCAUGCUGAUUAAGGGUAACCCAUGCUCUGAAUUGCAAUACUGUUCUCCUGACCCUGUUGUCCCUGAAUCCAGCAUGCCUAACCCAUCCUUUCCAGUGGCUACAAACAACACCCUGGAGCACACCAAGACUCCGGGAAUGGGUGAAGUCAUCUUUGGAGCCAACAUCGUACACAACGACGACAUCAUUCCAAAUCGCAAAGACCUUUGGAGAAGGAGCAAGUGGUGCGACGUCAUCACCAACUCAUGCAUGGGUCUCAGUGGAUCACCUUCACGGCAUGGUGGUGAGCUCUCCCUCAGACAAACCGCCUUGAACUUACAGCUUCCUUGCAAGCACAAAGUAGUUUAG